Molecule: messenger RNA, 1164 nt
Organism: Alosa alosa (allis shad)
Lineage: Eukaryota; Metazoa; Chordata; Actinopteri; Clupeiformes; Clupeidae
Gene: rrp7a
Product: ribosomal RNA processing 7 homolog A
Exons: 7
Coding region: 26-871 (281 amino acids)
Biological process (GO): ribosomal small subunit assembly; rRNA processing
Cellular component (GO): UTP-C complex; CURI complex
Molecular function (GO): RNA binding
Source: RefSeq, a predicted model, not a curated record
UCAUUUCCUGCUUCCAUUAUUAAAGAUGGCGGUGUCCAAGAAAAAGCAUGCUAGCCAGCCGUGUGUUAUUCCAGGAGGAUUUACUGUGCUGGAUUUAAAAUGUACUAAGAAUAGUCCAGCGGCACACCAGCUGUUCGUGAAAGAACAUAAGGUCCGGUUAGAAAAAACGGCGAGCAGACCCUUGGACAGGACACUGUUUGUGCUCAACAUUCCACCUUACUGCACAGAGGAUGUCAUAAGUCGGCUUUUCUCCCAGUUUGGGCCGAUUCAGUCUGUAGAGUUGAAAGAUAAACCAGGCAACCCUGAACCCACAGAGCAAAAACUUUCAAAAUAUUUCACCCUGACACAAAAACAGGGAUUUUCAGUGGGGUACAUAGUUUACUCAAAACCAUCAGGUGUAUCAGCUGCCAAAGCCCACCCUCAAAAUGUGCCUUUAAUUGUCUCCACUGAGAAUCAUCCAGUAAAAACAGGUCUACAGAAAUGGAUACAUCAAUACAGCCAGUCAUUUGUGCAGCCAGACACACUUCAACAGGCAGUUGAUUCCUUUAUGAAUGACUAUGACCGGAGGAAAGAGGAGGAAGCAGAGAGAAAGAAGAAGGAGGCAGAACAACAGGAGGAGGAUGAGGAGGGAUGGGUUAAAGUAACCAAAGGUGCAAAGGGUGCUAAGGCCCGACCUCACAGUGAGGUAGCUGACAAGAGGGCGCUGCAGAAGGAAGGCAAGAAGACGAAACGAAAGGAGCUGUUAAACUUCUACAGUUGGCAGCACAGACAGUCCCAGAGAGACCAUAUUGCUGAGCUUCGAAAGAAGUUUGAAGAGGACAAGCAAAAGAUUGCUUUGCUGAGAGCCCAAAGAAAAUUCAGGCCAUACUGACUCUUAUAUUCAUUCUUAAUACAUUGUUUUCAAGAUUUCAUUAUAUUUGGUUUAUUUUUUAAAGUUGUUAGGCAAACACUUUUUUAUAUUUUUUUCUCUCCAUUACUUAUUUACGAAUUUUUCAGACAAUGACACCAAUGGUCUUCAAUACUACUUGUAAAGUCUUGUUUGUAUAGCAUAUCUUUAUCAUGAAAAAAAUCUGUCAAUGCUAUGUUCUGGAAUGUGCUCAUCUGUGUAUAUAAUUAUACAUUAUUAACAUGGGUUAUUACUUUCAAUACAGAUGACAACAUGAA